Molecule: messenger RNA, 4183 nt
Organism: Corythoichthys intestinalis (scribbled pipefish)
Lineage: Eukaryota; Metazoa; Chordata; Actinopteri; Syngnathiformes; Syngnathidae
Gene: fcho2
Product: FCH and mu domain containing endocytic adaptor 2
Exons: 27
Coding region: 248-2953 (901 amino acids)
Biological process (GO): synaptic vesicle endocytosis; clathrin coat assembly; clathrin-dependent endocytosis
Cellular component (GO): clathrin-coated pit; clathrin-coated vesicle; plasma membrane
Source: RefSeq, a predicted model, not a curated record
GAAAGACGACUUUGGCGAGCGGGCAGCGAGGUGGUGUUUGUCGGCUGGGGAGGGAGGGGAAGGCAAGAAAGUGGGCAGAGACGGAGGCGAGCCCGGACGGAACGGGGCGGGGGCAGUAGGCGAAAGAAACGAAGCAGUGCACGACAAGCAGGCGGGCACCAAGUGGGGGUUCCUUGUAGUGGAUCAAUUUGGCGAAAUCUUUACGAAAAAUCCGAGUGUCUGUGGCGAAGAGGACUACAGCAACAAUAUGAUAACUCCCUACUUCGUGGACAAUUUCUGGGGUGAAAAGAACAAUGGCUUCGAUGUGCUGUACCACAAUAUGAAACAUGGACAGAUUUCCUCAAAGGAGCUGACGGACUUCAUCAGGGAAAGGAGCGUCAUCGAAGAGUCCUACGCCAGGUCCAUGACCAAGCUGGUCAAGACCGCGGGGAACUUUUCACAGCUCGGGACGUUUGCCCCCAUGUGGGAGGUCUUCAAGGGGUCCACAGAGAAAUUGGCCAUCUGCCACAUGGAGCUGGUGCGCAAGCUGCAGGAACUCAUCAAAGAUGUGCACAAGUAUGUGGAGGAGCAGGCCAAAGCGCACAAAAAGACAAAAGAAGAGGUGGCGUCCACAUUGGAAGCUGUGCAGAACAUCCAGAGCACCGGACAGGCUCUACAGAAGUCCAAGGAGAACUACAACGCCAAAAUGGUGGAGCAGGAGCGCCUGCGCAAGGAAGGCGCCGCCCAGAGAGACGUAGACAAGGCGGGAAUAAAAGCCAAAAAAGCCACCGAGACCUACAAGUCGUACGUGGAGAAGUAUGCCUACGCCAAGUCUGACUUUGAGCUCAAGAUGGAGGAAACGGCACAGAAAUUUCAGAAUAUUGAAGAAAGCCACAUCAUUCACAUUAAGGACAUCAUCAAGUCCUACUCGCAGUCUGUGGACGAAACGCACGUCCAAAUCGGAGAGGUUCACAAUGAAUUUGUGAGGAACGUGGAGAACACCUCUGUGGAGAGCUUAAUACAGAAAUUAGCCGAAAGCAAAGGAACGGGCAAAGAAAGACCAGGGCCCAUUGAGUUUGAAGAGUGUAACACCGCCAUCGCCACUGAAGGUGCUAAACCGAGAAGAAGAAAGCCUUUUGGCAUCCCAGGACGCAGGAAAGACAAAGACACAGAUUCCACGGAAUCCACGGAGGCAGAAAGUAACGCUGCCAACGGCGCUCCCCCCGGAUACUACGGGGCCAUAGACAUUCAGAACGCUAACGUUCCGCAAGUCGACGACGAGGGUUUCUGCAUCCGGCCGGAAUCCAUGGAGAAUGAUGCCAAAGAGAACUCCUUCUACUCGUCCAGCGACUCUGAGGACGAGGACGAACCGCGCAAGUUCCACGUGGAGAUCAAGCCCGUCCAAGCCAAUGACGACACACACCAGAACCGCGCCACCAUCGAUGAGCUGAAAGUCUCCAUCAGCAACAUCGUCCUGUCGCCGUCCGUUUCGGGCCAAAUGCGAAGAAACCAAUCCAGUGACGAGCUAGCCAAAGCGAGGGUGCCAGCGUCAUACGAUCUGAGCAACAACGACCUCCUGUCGCUGGAUCCGUUGGGCCCGUUCAUGACCACCGCCGCCUCCUCCCAACCGGGGUCCACGUCCACAGGCCCCAACCGUCCGACGACCCCUCUGGCGGCGGGCGCGCUGGUGCCGCCGCCCCGUCCCUCCUCCAGGCCCAAGCUUCCCACGGGCAAACUGAGUGGCAUCAACGAGAUCGCAAGACCCUUUAGUCCGCCCAAAGCGCCCGGCGCCAGCCCUCCCCCUGCUGCGCCUCUUGCCCGUGCCGAGAGCUCUUCGUCCCUGUCGUCAAAUGCUUCGCUCAGCGCCGCUAACACGCCGACCGUAGGUAAGGACCAUUGCGCUUUCCUUCCUUUGUCCAGUACCUCCCUUUCUUCUUCUUUUCCUUUUCUGUCCACGUUCCUCCUUUCCGUCCCAGGCCCCGCUCACCUUUUUCCCGAUCACUUCUCCUGUUGUGCGCCAGAAGUUUUCUCAUCUUCUUCAUUCUUCCCUUUCAGUCUAAAAGACGACAUGUUUGUCUCCAAGCUGCCGACCUUUGAGAGGCGCUGUGAAACGCCAGCAGGGGCAUCACGUGGUCCAAGCCCUGUCACGCUGGCGUCCCAGGAUGCUUUGCCCAUCGCCGUGGCCUUCACCGAGUCUGUCAACGCCUACUUCAAAGGCUCCGAUCCAAACAAGUGCAUCGUGAAGAUCACUGGCGACAUGAUGCUGUCCUUUCCCUCGGGCAUUAUCAAAGUGUUCACGGGCAACCCCUCGCCCGCCGUGCUCACUUUCAAGUUGAAGAAGACAGGCCGGCUCGAGCAGAUCCUCCCCAACCAGCAGCUUCUCUUCAGCGAUCCGUCCCAGAGCAACUCGGAGUCCAAAGACUUCUGGUUCAACAUGCAAGCGCUGACCGCCUACCUCAGGAAAUCCGCCGAGCAGAACCCCGCCGCCUCCUACUACAACGUUGACAUCCUCAAGUAUCAGGUGCAGUCGGACGGCAUCCGCUCCACGCCGCUCAACCUAGCCGUGUAUUGGAAGUGCACGCCGGGCUCCACUGACCUGCGCGUGGACUAUCGCUACAACCCCGACUCCAUGGCAGUGCCGGGGCCGCUGGGAAACGUUCAGAUCCUAGUGCCUGUGGACGGCGGUGUCACCGGCAUGCAGUCGCUGCCCGACGCCCUCUGGAACGCGGAACAGAAUAAAUGUCUUUGGAGGUUGAGCGACGUUUCGGAAAAGUCUGAAAACCAAGGCUCCGGUUCUCUGCGGGCCAAGUUCGAGGUGUCCAACGGCCCAUCCAACCCGUCCACGCUGGCGGUCCAAUUCAUGAACGAGAGCACUACGCUGUCCGGUGUGGACAUGGAGCUGCAGGGCAGCGGCUACAGGUUGUCGCUUAGCAAGAAGAGGUUCGCCACAGGUCGCUACAUGGCCGACUGCUGAGACUGUGCCCAGAAAAACAUCGAAAUUGCCUUAUCUCGCUUUAAAGAAAAGUCGCCCGGACCGGCCCAAACCGGACCCGACCCCCUGCCGCUGGCGGGAAUCACUACAAUACAGCAGCACUGAGUACUGAACACUGUUUAAUGGAGAAAUAAAAGCAACGUAAAGGUGAGCUUUGGGGACAUGUGUAGCGAACGACGCCUUAAUUAAGGACCUCGUCAGUGUAUAUUUGAAAUCAAAAAAAGAGGAAGAAAAAAAAAACCACAUGCACUAACAUUAUCUACAGGCUCUUUUUUCCCCCUACCGUUAUUCCGCACACUGUGUGAUAUUAACAGCAAAAAAAAUCAUUUUGUUAUACUUUGAUUGUGGAUGGCGUGCAAUUGAAGGAAGAGUCGUUCUCAUAAGCACAAAAAAAAGAAAGAAAAACAGGACCUCAGUGCCUCCUCAAAACGUUUUUAAAACACACGUUCGGGUUUCAGGGCUUUUUUUUCUGUCCAUGUCCUUUUUUAAAUGUUUUUUAAAAUGACUGUAAAAGCGUUGCGAUGCUUUAAAAAUGUUCCAAAUUAACUCGUAGCCUUUCAACAAAACUUGAAAAUGUGUGUUUUUCGUACAACAUUUUGCCAAGAAACAAAAAAAAAAAACGUGCCUGAACGAUGUUGUUAGGAUGCCGAAGGGAAGACGCGGAAGCUUUUUUGUCUUAAAAUGGACGCCUCGUGGUGUGAUUUGAAGAUUUUGGAGAGGUAACUUUUGUCCGAUUUGGACAAAAAAAAGAAUAAAUCCAAUCGCCCGAUAUUUUCAAACGCCACGUUUAGCAAGCUGGUUCUUGCUUGCCCAGAACGACAAAAAAAAAAAAAAAAAACGGGGGGAAAAAAAGACAUUCUAUUUACGAGCCUUCAUCUCUGGUCACUUUGUUCUUGAUGUGUUUGUAUUUAACGUUUUUUUGUUUGUUUGUUUUUUAAGCAAAUUUGUGUAAGUGAUUCUCAUAAUUUGUACAUUUCUUUUUUUUCUUUUUUUUUUUUUUUUAAGUAUCAGCCACUUUCUUUUGUCUCUACGUAAUGAAUUCUCACUGUGCCUGUAUUAAAUGUGGUAAUAUAUGAAAUAUAUAUACAAAUAUAAGAAACGACUACUUCAAGAGGGCUUGGUGUCUUUUUUUUUUCAAGUUGCUUCUUUGUUCAUUUUAUAUAGUCGUAGCAAUUUCGGAACUUUAGCGGCAAAAACAUGCACUCCAAAGGU